GCAGGGAGCUGCGGACGACGGCGUUAAGCAGCUCGUGUGACUAAUGCUCGUCAUAUGACUAGGCCACAAAUGGAGUCGUUUACAAGGAAUUGAAUGUGUUUCAGGAAUUAAUCAUAAAACGAGGGUUUCCAAGUGAAAUAGCAGGUCGAAUAUGCCACCUACGCUGUUUCACAAGCUUUUCAAUAAAAGAAAUGGUUUUACGCCGCCGCCGAAGUGCGACAAGGACGAAUCUGCGUUCAGCACCUGGCCUUCUCCAGAGUUGGAGCCCAGCCAGAUCCGCCUUAUCGUCUACCAAGACUGCGAGAGACGAGGUCGAAAUAUCCUUUUCGACUCUGACACUAAGAAGAGAGGAAUGGAAGAAGGUGCAGCAAUGAAGACGUGUGGUGAGUCUCAAGCUAAACUUUUCAGAAAGUGUUGUCCAUUGAGGCCAAAUGGGGGAAGCUCCAGUUCUCUGGACAGCAGUUCUUCCUGUGCCUCUGAGCCUAUGGAGCACAAUCGUUUUCAGGGUGCUUCACGCUGCUCCUCAGACCCCAAUAUGUUGGGCGAAAUGAUGUUUGGGUCAGUGGCGAUGAGCUACAAAGGGUCUACACUGAAAAUCCAUCAGAUUCGAUCUCCCCCACAGCUGAUGCUUAGCAAAGUGUUUACAGCACGGACAGGUGGCAGUGUGUACGGUAGCCUAAACACGCUGCAAGACAGUUUGGAGUUUAUCAAUCAGGACUCAAGAGCUCUCAGGCCAGAUCAGCAUACUGUGGUCAAUGGCUUCCUGGGGAGCAUAGGAUUUUCUCAGCUAUGCAGCCCUCGUCGGGCCUUCUCUGAACAGGGCCCUCUCCGUCUCAUCAAGAGCGCCUCUUUCUUUUCAGGUCACAGUAACCCUAUGGACAUGCCUGCCCGAGGGCCUUAUGAUGAGAGAGAGAGUGGCAUUGCAAGAUCAGCGUCUCUGAGUAGUCUACUGAUUACACCUUUCUCGUCACCUGGCUCUUCUCUCACCAGUAGCUGUGCAAGUAGCUACCAACGCCGCUGGUUACGUAGUCAGACCACCAGCUUGGAAAAUGGAGUCUUCCCCCGAUGGUCUGUAGAGGAGAGCUUUAACAUGUUAGAUGAGGGUGGUGCCCCAGGCCUAGGCACAGCACGGAAGAAGAAGAUAGCUAUUGGAGUCAUCUUCCUCCUGUCACCCAAUGAAGAUGAGAACAGCAAGUUCCAGGAGUUUUUCUUUUCCCACUUCCCCCUCUUUGAGAGCCACAUGAACAAACUGAAAAGCUCAGUUGAACAGGCAUUGAAGAUGAGCCGACGGUCAACUGAUGUUAGUCAGAGAAUCCUGGCUCAUAACCGCAUGGUGGACAGCCUUAAUGAAUUCAGGAUGACUAUCUGCAAUCUGUAUACCAUGCCAAGAAUGCCUGAGCCUGUCUGGCUUACUAUGAUGUCCGGUGCACUUGAGAAGAACCAGCUUUGUGGCCACUUCAUGCGUGAGCUCUCUUUACUCAUGGAACAAGCCUCAAAAAACCAGUUUGUUCCAGCUCUUCUUACUGCUGUGCUCACUAACCACCUUGCUUGGGUGCCUACUGUCAUGCCUAAUGGCCAGCCUCCCAUCAAGAUCUUUCUGGAAAAACAUUCCUCUAAAAGUGUGGACAUGCUGGCCAAGACACAUCCCUACAAUCCUCUAUGGGCUCAGCUUGGUGACCUGUACGGUGCAAUUGGCUCGCCAGUGCGUCUCUCACGCACAGUACUGGUUGGGCGGCAAAAGGAACUGAUUCAGCGGCUUCUCUAUGUGCUCACCUAUUUCAUUCGAUGCUCAGAACUAUUAGAGACAUAUGCUAUCGAGACUGGAAAUGAGGAUCAGGAUGAGGAGGCUUUUGCUCUGCCUGGAUCAAUUAUUACAACCUCGCUGCGCCGUGGAGAGGUUGAGGAAUCAGAAUAUGUGUUGGUCACUGUGCAUAAGCCUAGCCCAGAGGGCAGUGAAACAGGCAUGAAAGAGGAGCAGCAAACAGAGCACAUUAAUCCUGUCAUCGUGGCUCAGGAUCAGAGUGAAAUCCAGAACUGCCAGGAGAUUGGCAGUUCUUUAUUUAGUCCAUUAACAGAGACAGUGGUGAAGGUGGGCACUGCCUCACUGGUUAGCAGUACUGCUCUGCUAGAUGUACAAGGACAGCCAGCUAUUUGUGACUCUGAUGUGACACCCACCUUAUUGCCUGUAAAAAUUGUUCGGUCUUCAGGGAUCCCACUGGAAAAGAAGCCACCUGAUAAAAGCACAACAAUGGCUUCUUUCCUCCUGGAUGAGGAAGAAGAGGAGCGUGGGACUAGAGUGACGUUCCUUAUUGGCGAGUCUAUGUCACCGGAAUCUGAUACAGAGAGUCAGAGGCACAGGGUUGAAGAUGAGCUCAAGAAACACAAAAUGCAUUUCACUGAAAAACCAAAGCAGCAGUGUUGCCAUGUAAAGCAGCAGUGUUGCCAUGUAAAGCAGCAGUGUAGCACUAAGCCGCUUAUAACGGACCAAAUCGAGAGCAAGGAUGUUGAAACCUUGUCCUACAAUACUAGCAGUCUUCCUUGUAUUAACCCAGGAGCCCAGGAGGAGUGCAUGGAUCUAUUUGAUGAGUAUUUUAGUGAUGGUAACUCUGUAGAAAUAAGAAGUAUUGGUGAUGUCUCCAAAGCAGCUUCACAGGAGGUUGUAGAUGCUGAAAACAAGAGACUGCAAGAGACUUGGAGGGAAUCCCUAGUUAGGACAUAUGAACAGGUUUGUGAGCACAGGGAGCAGGCAACGUGUAAAUGUACCACACACCCCAUCAACACAGGUUACUGUACAAAAUGUACUGAUGAACAGAACAAAAGCAUCAGAGUUUCACUGAGUGUACCAGGCCUAGAGAAAGAGAGGGAGCAGAAGAAGACAUCUACCCUGAAUGACUGGGAGAUUCCACGAAAUGAGAGUUCAGACAGUGCACUGGGAGACAGUGAAAGUGAGGACACAUCACAAGAAAUACACAGACAAGAGCAAGUUGCACAAUUCUUCAGUGAAGCCCAGACUGACUGGCAAGAAGAGAUAGAAGUACCAUUUCCUGGGGCAAAGCUGGCAGAAAACUACUCCAAACCUAGCAUUGCUAACUUUGGGAGAUCACUUUUUGGCAGUUACUGCCCUACUUAUGUACCAGACUUUGUUCUACAUGGAAUUCCCAAUGAUGACAAACUGAGGCAAAGCCUUAUGUCUGACUUGGCCCAUGCAGUCCAGCAACCUGUAUUGGAUGAGCCUGUAGCUGAGGCUGUCUGCAUUAUUGCAGAUACAGACAGGUGGACAGUUCAGGUGGCCAGUAGCCAGAGACCCAGCACAGAGAAUAAGCUUGGAAAAGAUGUGCUGGUAUCAAACCUUGUGUCAAGUCUAUUACAAUCCACUUACCAGCUCUACCGUCUCAACCUGUCUCCCAACUUUUGCAUAAUGCAUCUAGAGGACCGACUCCAGGAGCUCUAUUUCAAGAGCAAAAUGCUUGCUGAAUACCUGAAAGGACAGACCAGGGUGCAUGUCAAAGAGCUAGGCAUGGUUCUAGGAAUUGAGUCCAGUGACCUGCCCUUGUUGACAGCAAUUGCAAGCACACACUCACCAUAUGUUGCCCAGAUCUUGCUGUAGAGGACAUGGAGAUAUAUGGAUACAUCCCCAUUCCCUCCCACAGGUUAUUUUGGGGAGCUUUUUAAUCUGUUGCUGAAUCUAAUCAGAGUGAAAUUGAUACUUUCGGUUCGUUUGCUGUUUGGUUUGGUUUCACAAUGUGCAUAAACAAAAAAAAAAAAUUGGCUGAGGGAUGAAAAUAUACUUGUAAAAUUCAGAAAGGUGAGAAUAGAAGAAAGAUGAACAAACCUUUGGCUAGUGCAUGGAUAGUUUCACAAAUAGCACAGAAUUUUAAAGCCAGCAUUAAAUACAUGGUUCGGUUAUUGUAUUAAUAUCUAGUUUAAAACAUUUUGUUCAUUACAUCCAGCAUCUUUUUUUGCAUCUUCUUUGUACAGCAAGUUUUCUCACCUGCCUAAAGAACAACACUGGAAGGAAGGAAAGCACCAGGGUUUGAUACAAUGCAUAAUGCUGCAUACAUGAAAUCAUCCCUAAAAGCCAUAGAAAUGUUCAGCCAGUAAAUUCCAGUAAAUGACCGGAAAUAUCUGAUUUUAUUUUCAUGUCUUGCAUCUUGUUUCAGUCUUUAAGAUUAUAUUUUUAUAUAUAAUUAUACUUAUUUUAGUAUAAUCCUUUUCCCUGGAAUAACACUUAAAGGCAAAAAGAAAAUACAAGAGACAAGGUGAUUUACAAAAAGGCAUUAAUACCUAAGACUUUGGCAGGUGGAUACUAAAAUCUAUUUGGAUUUAUUUUAAUUUUUAAUUACAAUUGUCAAUGAUCUGAAAAUAUUCCAUUUGUUUACCAUCACAGUCUCUGUGUUAGUCAGCAAAAGAGGUGAAGAAACUCCUUGGUACAGCACUACCUCAAAUAAUUGCAGGUGAUUUGCACAGAGCAUUUUACUGGCUAAGGGAUGUCGUUUUCUGCUUCCAUUCAGGUAGACAAAAUAAAAAAAAUAUGCUGUGAUGUGUUACAUAGUUAUUUGUACAAAAUCUUUGCAUUUGAAAGUGCUGGAAUGUCAAACAAUGAACUUUCUUCAGCUUUGCAGCCGCUGUACUAUGUUUACUUCUGAUGGAAUUGAACAGCAAUACACUAUAUGGCCAGAGGUUUGUGGAGGCCUGACCAUAACACCCAUAUGUGUGUUUUAAACAUACAGAUUUAGUCACCCUUUGCUGUUACACUUCAAAUUCAUUUAUAAAGCACUUUAAAAGCCACAGAAUGUACCAAAGUGCUGUACAAUUACAAAAAAAUGAAUAGCAAAGUAGAAAAAUAGUAAAAUUACAUAAAACACCACAAAUAGCCCAUAUCUGUUUCAUACCUAGUUUUACAUAUAAAGCAGCAAAGGCUUCAUUAAAAAGAUGCAUCUUAAGACUUUAAGUGUGCCCAAGGAAUAUCAAGAAUAUCAGCUGGUUGUUUGAUCUAAGAAAAAUCUUGGCAUUGUGGAAAUAAGCUCAGAAAUAUAAUCUGGUGCUAGUCCAUGUACAGCUUUAAAAACAUAUAAUAGCACCUUAUGCUUCAUUCUAAAUUGAAUCGGUGAUCAGUGCAGAGAUGCCAAAACCGAGAGAUAUAUGAUCCCUCUCUCGUGUAUUAGUUAGCAACCUUGCUGCAGCAUUCUGCCCCCUUUGCAUGCAUGACAUAAAAGUGUGACUCAAACCCAGACACAAAGCAUUCAUUAGUCAACGUGUGAUGUAAUAAAAGAACGAAUUACUUUCUUUAGCUCAUGAAUGAGAAAAUAGAUUAAAUUUUAGCAAUUUUUCCAGUUGAAAGAAACUUUUCUUCACAGCUAAACUAAUUUGCCUGUCAAACAUUAAGUCUUUGUCAAAAAAUAGAAUGUAGAUUUUUGACAUAGGCAUGCAAAUUAGAUGACAGAUGAGAUUAUUAUUAUUAUGCAAUAUUAUUUACAAAGCUACUAGGGUAAAAAAAAAAAGAUCUGUUUUUUAAUUAUUAUUUAGGUGGAUAAAGUUGUCUUUCCAGCAUUUUACAUCUUUCAAGCAAUCAGAAAGAGAAUUAAAUGAUAGAUCACCUGCCGUCAAAGGGAGGUACAUCUGUGUAUCAUCAGCAUUAAAACAUUACAUGAAGUAUAAUAUUUCCUUACAAAAAUAGGACAAGGGGGAACAUAUAUAAUGAAAAUAAUACUGGUCCCAGAAUGGAACUUUGUGGAACCCCAUAGGUCACAGAAGUUGAAAUUGAAGUUUUAAAUUUUGACAGUAAAUAUUCUGUUGUGCAGAUGAUAACCUGCACUCUUCUGGGAAGAUUUUCCAAUAGAUUUUGGAGCAUGUGGGGAUUUGCUCAAUCAAGUUCAACACCAGAAGCAAUAGUGAGAUCAGGCACUGAUGUUGGGCAAAGUAUCCUGGAAUGCAAUCAGCAAACCAUGUCUUCAUGGACCUCUCUUUGUGUACGGGGUACUGACAUGCUGCAGCAGAUAUGCUAUACAAUUAUAUUCUUCCAACUUGUUUUGGCAACAGUUUAGGGAAGGCCCGCUAAUGCUGUGAUGGACAGGUGUCCAUAAACAUUUGAUCAUAUAGUGUAUAUGUCUAUUGAUCAUGCUGUGCUUAGAUAGCCCAAAAGGACCCACAAAAGGGUCAUAUAAAUAACCUUAUAAAAGCAAUUUUAUAAAACGAUAUUGAACAAAUGUGUUACUUUUGUACUCAUUUUAACAGAUUUUUUUUCUCUCCUGAAUUAAGGCCAUGCAUAUGAGUCUUAACUUGGAAACAAAAACAUAAAGAGAAGGCUUUGCCUAGGUCAUUUUAAUUUACAAAUAGCAAGUGAGGUGCAUCUACCAUUUGUCCUCUUGUAUUUGUAUUUAUAUUUAAUUCUUUCUAUAUGAUCACAUUUAAAUUAUUUAGCAGGGCAUGUCUUGGUUCACAUAAAUUGUAUAUAUAUUGCUUUGGUUUCUGUCAUGCAUUUGUACAUAUUUUUUGUUACAGCCUUUCCUCAUUUUAUUCUUUCCCAAUUUUAUGGGAAUAUUGUGCAAUAAAAGUCAAGCUAAAACGUACUUGUGGUUUGAUCUAUUCCC
Molecule: messenger RNA, 6590 nt
Organism: Hemibagrus wyckioides
Lineage: Eukaryota; Metazoa; Chordata; Actinopteri; Siluriformes; Bagridae
Gene: fnip1
Product: folliculin interacting protein 1
Exons: 18
Coding region: 152-3607 (1151 amino acids)
Cellular component (GO): cytoplasm
Molecular function (GO): protein-folding chaperone binding; ATPase inhibitor activity
Source: RefSeq, a predicted model, not a curated record